AUGAGCGAGUUUGUCCUUCAGGCCACGGCCCGGGGAGUCCCUGUGCACCACGUCGAAAGGAGAGAGCUGGAUGCGCUUUGCAGAGGUCAGGUCCACCAGGGAGUUUGUCUGGAGGCCACUCCUCUGCGUUUCAAGAGUCUGGAAGAAGCUGAAAAAACAGAUUUGGGCGAUGAAGGGAGACCAAACCAACAGCUGAUUUGGCUGGUGCUGGAGCAGAUCCAGGAUCCCAUGAACCUGGGGGCACUGCUGCGCUCUGCGUACUUCUUGGGGGUGGACAGAGUGGUGACAAGCCAGAGGAACAGCUGCCCCUUGACUCCGACAGUGAGCAAAGCUAGCUCUGGAGCUAUGGAAGUCUUCGACGUCUACAGCACAGAUGAUCUCCGGAGCUUUUUGAAGGCUAAAACUGCAGAAGGCUGGGAAAUUGUGGGCACUGUCGGCAAGCCUGAGGAUGCGGAAGAUGUUCCUGUCAUCAGUUGCUUGGAAUUUCGGUGGAAUAAGCCCGUUGUUAUAGUAAUAGGUAGUGAAGGUGACGGCCUUUCCCUAGAGACGCAGCUCUUGUGCCAUCGGAUGCUGGCCAUACCGCCUGGCAGAGCGCUUCACCCCGGCAUCGAGUCGCUGAACGUCUCUGUUGCUACUGGUAUUCUCCUGCACUCCAUCUGCAGCCAGAAGCUGAGGCACGGUGACUGA
Opisthocomus hoazin is the source of this 687-nucleotide messenger RNA. It is a transcript of the gene MRM1, whose product is annotated as mitochondrial rRNA methyltransferase 1. Lineage: Eukaryota; Metazoa; Chordata; Aves; Opisthocomiformes; Opisthocomidae. Gene Ontology annotation, cellular component: mitochondrion. Gene Ontology annotation, molecular function: RNA binding; rRNA (guanine) methyltransferase activity. The record is from RefSeq and is a predicted model, not a curated record. Gene Ontology annotation, biological process: rRNA methylation.